Molecule: messenger RNA, 425 nt
Organism: Daphnia carinata
Lineage: Eukaryota; Metazoa; Arthropoda; Branchiopoda; Diplostraca; Daphniidae
Exons: 2
Coding region: 85-405 (106 amino acids)
Source: RefSeq, a predicted model, not a curated record
UGAAUUUCUAGGAAGUCCGAGUAGCCUGUUUGUACCGUUUUUGUUUAGUUUUGAAGUCCGUUAAAUGGAUCUGUGAUAUUUACAAUGAAUCAAAACAGCUUGCUAGGAGCCAACUUAAGAAGAACUUUGAUGUUGUCACCUGGUCAGCAAGAAAUCCCUCCCAAAGUUACUCAAGGGGCAGGAGGCCGUGGUGAGAUGGAUCUAGGUGUCAGUGAGAAGGAAAAAACAGAUCAGGCCUUCAUGAAAGUGUCUUUUGAGAGAUACAUCUCACAGAUCCUAUCUUCCACAGAACUAGAAGCUCAUGAAGAAAGACUGAAAAAAAUUAACGAAGUGGCUCGAAAUCUUUCCAAAGAUGAGUGGAUGUAUCCUUCAAUUGAAAAGCUUCUUGGUAACUGGAAUCAGUAAUUAAAAUCUGAACAAGUUUA